AUGCAUGCAGCCUGGCCAUUUGUGGCACAGCCUGGGCGGCUGCUUGGCAACAUCCUCCCCCCACACUCCCAGGACGGACAGCUGCUGUUGCGGGCCCUUCCCCUGUUGCCGGGUCUCGCUGUGGCUUCUUCUGAUCCCUCUGCCGCUGGGCCAGCCCCGGCCAUAAUCAGCAUUGGGUUCUUUGCCUACAUCCAAAAUUUCAGAUGUUCAGACUCUGCAGUCUCUGCUUCUUCCACACAAGCACUUUACUACAAGUUAUCCCCAGCAAACUACUCCCUUAUUGAGAACAACACCUCGAAACUUACCAUUCUGCUGUGGACAUGGCCAUUUGGGGUGGGUUUUACCCUCAAAAAGUGUUCCCAACUCCUGGGCAUCCCAGAUUGCCACAUGACAGCUGAUCGCAGCUGGUACCACAAAGCCGAUGCAGUCGUCAUUUACCAUCGAGAUGUGUGUUCUAGUCCGAGGCAGCUGCCCCAAGUGCCAAGGCCUCCUUUUCAACGCUGGAUCUGGUUCAAUCUGGAAUCUCCCAGCAAUUCCCCCAACUUGGGCUUCAUGGACAAUCAAUUCAACCUCACCAUGUCCUACCGGAGAGACUCAGAUAUCUUUACCCCCUAUGGAUGGCUGGAGCUCCUCACUGAGCCACAGAAUGUCACCAUUCCACCCAAGUCCAAGCUGGUGGCCUGGGCCAUCAGUAACUGGAACCCAGCCUCCAAGCGUGUGAAAUACUACAAGAAGUUGAAAAAGUACAUCCAAGUGGAUGUGUAUGGACAAGGCCACUUGCCUUUACCUCAAGACAAACAGCUGUCCACUUUAUCCCAGUAUAAGUUCUACCUGGCCUUUGAAAACUCCAUCCAUGAGGACUACAUCACUGAAAAGUUCUGGAAGAACUCCUUGCUCUCAGGAGCUGUCCCUGUGGUCUGCGGACCACCACGGAAGAACUAUGAGCGCUUUUUGCCCUCAGAUGCCUUCAUUCAUAUUGAAGACUUCCAGACAGCUAAAGACUUGGCCAACUUCCUAAAAGAACUGGACAGGAAUGCAACAAGAUACCAGAGUUACUUUCAGUGGCGAACAUGGCUAAAGCCCUCUGGGCAAAGGUCCUUCAGUCUUCACUACUGCAAAGCAUGCCGAGCUUUACAGACAACCUCGAUCCAAUUCCAAACUGUCCCAGAGUUGAGCAAAUGGUUCAGAUGAACUGGAGACCCAUUGUGUUGGCCUUGAAUGAAUCAUCUGGUCAAAACAUGCCCAGCUCUUGACUGGAUUUCAAGACAAUGCUCAUGAAAUAAAUCAAGGAAGACUGGAGAGGGAGAUGAUCCCAGUUUUCUUAGCUGACCUUUUCCAGGAAGAUAGUUGUGCCAGUGGCUCCUGUAGGAAGGCCUACACAUCUAAAAUGGUUUUAGAACUACCCUGGCUAACUCACCCCACCCCCAACAAUUUGGGAAUUGUACAAAAAUUGUAAGCAGCUUUCUUGGCCUAUUCAGGGGGAAAGUCCAAAAUCCAAAGGAGGGUGAUACCUUCAUCAAGACUAACAAAAAUGUCACAAAGUUGUGAACGAUCCUUUGAGUUCUCCCAAACUCUUCCGGGUAUUUCCAUUUGUUUCAAAUCUCUUGCCUCA
Messenger RNA from Hemicordylus capensis (graceful crag lizard), 1612 nucleotides. Its product is annotated as 3-galactosyl-N-acetylglucosaminide 4-alpha-L-fucosyltransferase FUT3-like. The transcript has 3 exons. Gene Ontology annotation, molecular function: alpha-(1->3)-fucosyltransferase activity. Lineage: Eukaryota; Metazoa; Chordata; Lepidosauria; Squamata; Cordylidae. Gene Ontology annotation, cellular component: membrane. Bases 1 to 1191 code for a protein of 396 amino acids. The record is from RefSeq and is a predicted model, not a curated record.